Parus major (Great Tit) is the source of this 4430-nucleotide messenger RNA. It is a transcript of the gene ORMDL3, whose product is annotated as ORMDL sphingolipid biosynthesis regulator 3. The transcript is spliced from 4 exons. Bases 127 to 588 code for a protein of 153 amino acids. Gene Ontology annotation, biological process: ceramide metabolic process; negative regulation of ceramide biosynthetic process; intracellular sphingolipid homeostasis. Gene Ontology annotation, cellular component: endoplasmic reticulum membrane. NCBI's taxonomy places the organism in Eukaryota, Metazoa, Chordata, Aves, Passeriformes, Paridae. The record is from RefSeq and is a predicted model, not a curated record.
GCCGAGGGGCCGCCGGGAGCGCACCGGGAGAGCACCGGGAGCGCGGCGGAGCGAGCGCCGGCCCCGCCGAGCCGAGCCGGGCCGGAGCGGGCGGGAGCGGGGCUCCCGUCAGCCACGAGAGUCAGGAUGAACGUGGGAACGGCGCACAGCGAGGUGAACCCCAACACGCGGGUCAUGAACAGCCGCGGCAUCUGGCUGUCCUACGUGCUGGGCAUCGGGCUGCUGCACGUCGUGCUCCUGAGCAUCCCCUUCUUCAGCGUCCCCGUGGUCUGGACUCUCACCAACAUCAUCCACAACCUGAGCAUGUACAUCUUCCUGCACACCGUGAAGGGAACCCCCUUCGAGACCCCGGACCAGGGCAAGGCCCGGCUGCUCACGCACUGGGAGCAGAUGGAUUAUGGAGUCCAGUUCACCGCGUCCCGCAAGUUCCUCACCAUCAUGCCCAUUGUCCUGUAUUUUCUAACCAGCUUUUACACCAAGUACGACCGGAUACACUUCAUCAUCAACACCAUCUCCCUGAUGAGCGUCCUGAUCCCCAAACUGCCUCAGUUCCACGGAGUCCGGAUCUUUGGGAUCAACAAGUACUGAGUGGCGUGGCCGGAGCGGAUGGCGGAGGAGCGGGGCCAAGGGGGGAUCCCUUCUCUCCAGCCCCGUUUCCUCCCCCACGCAGACUGGGAUGUGGUUUCGCAGCGGCUGUUUAAAUGCAGAUCCCAACAGACACAUUCCGCAUGCUGGAUCCUCGUGCCCAAUAAAUCCAAACCAGCUCCAGAGUAGAGUUUAGUGCGGAGCAGGACGUGCGACACCGGAUUUCUCUUGUCCCAGGGUGAUCAAUAGAUGGAAAACCACUGAGACUUUGAGGUACAACAAGGAUGAAUUCUGGGAAGAGUCUCAUCUGUUCCAGACAUGGAAUGACAAGGAUAGGGAUGAGGGGAAAAGCUUUUAGUGCUGGUACUAUUGCUGUGGUAAAUGCACUUUAAAAUAUGUUUCCCUUCCUGAAGCUGGGUGCUUUGAGCAGAACGUGAGGGAAAUCCAAAGGGAUACAGCCAGACUUUCCCAGGACUGGAUUGUUUUAGGGUCUGAUUUCCAGUUUUAGGUGGGAAGUGGGUGGGGGAAGUGAAUGACAGAUUUUUAUUUUGCAACUGUUGACACCACUGAGAAGGGAAGUGUUUUUCCUAAAAACAGCACAGGAAGGAAUGACCUGCAGUUUGACAAAGCUUUUGGUUUCCUACAGCCUAAAUCAUGCUUGUUAUUUUCAGUUUAUACCCAAAUCUAGCCAGGUAACUGCUCUCCCCACCCCAAACUGCUGUUUUUAAGUGCACAAGGGCUCAGUGGGCAUUUGGAUCAAGGGCUAGGGGCAGGUGAUUUAAUGACUGACAACAAUGGAGCUCCUUGGAACACGGACAGAUGUGGGAAAGGCUGACAAUGGGCAGGUACAGGAGGAGGGCUGAUUGCUCUAAUCAAGCAUGCAGCUAUCCUUGAUUUGGAAUUUUUCUCCUCACUUCAGCUCCUUGGUUAGUUUAAGUGCAUGUGACUGGGAUUUGCCAGUUCUCCAUGGACUCAAGGGUUGGAUUUCUGGCUUACCUGGAAAUCUGUCCCUCAGCUCCACACACCCAAGGGCUGUGUGAGCAGCAGCACCAGCAGCAGAUGAAUUGACCAGCAGAAGGAGUCAAUUAGUCACAGAUAAUAGAUCUUUUCACAGAGGAACAAAAUCAAGCCUUUUUCCUCUAAAAUUAACACCUAAAUAAAGCAGGCUUAGGUUUCCUGGCUGAGACAUAUUUUACUGUUUUACUGAAAAUCAGAAUAACCUGAUUUUCCUUUGGGUUGUGUCCCAGAUGGAAUGGGUUUUCCCUCACUCUUCCCCUGUAACCCUAUGAAAACCUGUAUUUUUGUUGUCUUAGUGCUUAUAUUGUCUCACCUUUUUUGACAAUGGUAUAAAUCUUUUAAAUCUUUUAAAUAUUUAAUUUUUUUUUGUCCCUGCAGUAGCAAAUCCAGCUUUAGAGGCCGUGGUGGAGAGUGUUGAGGUUUUGGAUGGUCUGAGCAUAGGACAUGAAAGGGGGAAAUUCAGAUAUGUUACUACUCCAUGCAUAAUUUUAGACAAGUUGCUUCACUUCUCUCUCAGACUUCCUAUGGGACUGCUACAGGGAAGGGAAAAUAUGGAGUGUACCUCAGAGGGCUGCUGGAAUGCAGGAUGAAUCAUUCCCUAAUGUGUUUGAAAAGUGGAAAUCCAAGUGAAAAGGAAGUUUUCAAGCAGGUAGAAGAAGAGAGUCUGGCUGGAGACCCCAGGGUAUUGAGAGAUGUGCAAUUUCCCUGAUGGGCAGUUUAAACCUUCAAGCCUAGGAUAGAAGAGCUGCUGCUUUAGCUGAGGUACUCUCUACCCUAAUCGGCUCUUUAAGCUACUAGACAAUGAUAAUUGUGAUAAAAAUAGAGAUACUUCAUCAAUCAGCUGAGAAAUGACACAGACAUAAGCAGUGUUCUUGUGGGAGAGGCUGCUCCAAGGAGGGGCAGGUCCUGGCAGGGUGGCUGAGGCUGGACCUGAAAUGCUGACUGUGGUGCUGAACAGACCUGAGUGUCUGCCCAGACACCACUUCCAUCUCCAGGGGAAACGAAAGAAAACUAAUUAUUGUCAUAGAAAACAUGGGGGAAAACACCUUUUUUUUGCAACAGAAACGGCCUCUAGAUGCUUUCAAACAUGACUCCUCACAGACAGACAUAUGCUGGAUGUUUCUAAGCAUAUGCACAUCACAGAUCUGUAAAUUUAGAGUAAUUAUCAAUUGAAAGGAUGGACUUUUUUAUGAGAUACAGCAAUUCCCAGAGUCUCCUUGAAGGCAUUAACACAGCUGUGGGUUUGAAUAUUUGUGUGCUCACUGACACUAUGGACAUCUGACCCUGUUUACUUAAAUUAAAGAUCAACUGGGAUGCAGAAUGAGAUUACAAACUUCUCAAAUAAGCAGGUUCUAAAGCCCCAGACUUGUAAAUAAGAUUCUGUCUAGCAACAAAAGUAAACAACAUUUGAUUUCUCUCCUUCACACAAAUGAUCAAAACAGGCAAUGCCAGUCAUGUGACACUCAUUACAACACAGGUGUGGCAUUUUUCCAUGGAAUAACCGAGAUUAACCUGGGCUCAAUUAAUCCAGUCAAAGGAAACAUAAAUGGAAAUAGAAGAAAUAUGAAAAGAAGUGAGAUUUCAUGUUCUAUUGUGGUGAGUUAAGUAUCUAUAUAUGAUUAAUAAGUGAACAAUUACACAUCAGGUAGCAUCUUCCUUAAGAUCCCAACUUAAGGGUAGGUGUCAGGAUCAAUCAAAAAUAAAAAGCAGGAAGUUAAUUGUAAUUAAACCACCAUUCUUUGGUGUACCUGAGGCAGUCUGAAGUGAAAGGACAGCAUGAGCAGGCUGAGGGUUGGUCAGACAUGUCCUGGCAGGGGAUGGAGCGGGGUGAAGCCACAUUGUGGGAGAAGAAACAAAGUGUGAGCAGAACUCCGUUGAGAGUGGAGUUUUUCCCAGGUGCCUGCAUGGAGAAGACAACUGAUACUGAUUUUAAAUGGGAUUCUGAUUGUUGCUGAUUUUAAUGGGAUUCUGAUUGUUGCUGAUUUUAAUGGGAUUCUGAUCACAUCACACUUGACAGAUUUCCUCUACACUUGCCCUGUAUCAUGAUCAGGACAAGUUUCUACCUGGAGAGAUCAUAUCUCCUGUGAUGGAGAAACAAUUUGUGGCAAGAAGGUAUUUGAAGCUUUUCUGUUUUGUUCUGCAAUGAAAGAGAAAAGCUUUUGAAAGGCUGGAAUCUUUCUCAGGAACUGGCAGCAGCUUGUCCCAUCCUGUAUUUAGCAAAGCCUCCUCAGCCACUGUCAGCACCACGCACGUUUCCAUGGGGUACAGCAGCCCCUGCUCCAGGACACUCAGAAAACCAGCAAGUCCUCCCAGCCUGAUGCUCCUGAAUCAGGGAUCCUGACCUGGGAGUCCUUUCAGAGCUACCAGGCUGGCAAAUAGUCCAAACCUUUGGAGGAAAAAGCCUCUAGAAUAAACUAAAUGGAGGGCUACUUAUUCUCGAGUACUUUUAUGUUUGAAUCACUGUUCAAUUUUGGGUUGUUUUUAGCUCGGUACUGGCCCUCAAGGAGGGGACAGCAGUGGGUUAACACAUUAAUAUUUCUCCUUGUGACUUAUGUUGCUUUAUCAUUGCCUAGAAUAUCUUUAAGCAUGCGAGUGUUGGUGUGUCCAUACCCUCCUUGGAUCAGUUAAAUCAGCUGAAUUAGUUGGGAGGGUUUUUUAAAGGAAUGUUCUGUACAAAGUUUUAGGGUUUUUUUCCCAUAGCCUUCUUUUUGCUGUGGAUACAGAAGUCUCAUGUAGAGAACUUUCUAAAAUAAAGUGUGAAUAUUUUUAUUACUCCUUUGUACAGUAUUCUAAGAGAGACUAAUAAAAGUGAAGUAUUCAGGUAAAAA